Carcharodon carcharias (great white shark) is the source of this 12052-nucleotide messenger RNA. Its product is annotated as teashirt homolog 2. Gene Ontology annotation, molecular function: DNA-binding transcription factor activity, RNA polymerase II-specific; DNA binding. Gene Ontology annotation, cellular component: nucleus. Bases 404 to 3532 code for a protein of 1042 amino acids. The transcript has 3 exons. Gene Ontology annotation, biological process: regulation of transcription by RNA polymerase II. Lineage: Eukaryota; Metazoa; Chordata; Chondrichthyes; Lamniformes; Lamnidae. The record is from RefSeq and is a predicted model, not a curated record.
GCUGCCAGCCACCGACCGACGGAGAGCAGCAGCAGCUCCGCUCCGCCACUGAUCAGCACCCGCUCGGGGAGAGGAGAGAGAGAGAGAGAGGGGGGCGAGACUGAGACAGAGGCAGACAGACAGAGAGAGAGGCAGGACCGACAGCUUGCGAUCGUCCAGCCGGGGGGGUGGUGUGUCCCUGUGCAAAUCCAGCCACCAGCUCCCCCCGACAGACACAUCCAUAUAUUUUAGAAAAUAUAUUUAAGAUAUUGUAUAGAUAACACCUACACAUCUAUAUAUACACACGCACAUAGACACCCCGCCAUCGCCUCCGCCGAGCACCCCCCUCCCCUCCCCUCCCUUACCCCCUCCCCUCACCACCUCUUACACACCUGAAGAAAAGUCAACUUGAAACUCUCACAGCAUGCCGCGGAGGAAGCAGCAAGCACCCAAACGGGCUGCAGUUUAUGUCCCAGAUGAAGAUUUGAAGACAGGAGAACUGAGAGUCGGAGAAGAUGCCAGCCCUUCUGCUGAGGAGUUACAAGGCAAUGGUUACAUGUGCACUGAAGAAGAAGAGGAGGAGGAGGAAGAAAGCAAAGGCAGCUACAGCUACCAGAAUUCUCCAGUUAGUGCAAUGUCCAAUCAGGAUGCAGAGUGUGAAUCACACAUAAGUGAUGCCAGUGACAGAUUGGCUGAUUUUAAAAGUAUUUCUUCCCGGGAUGGGCAGGAAAAGGAAGACCAAUCAAAUGGGGAAAUGAAGAAUGGCCAACAGAACAGUUUAGGAGCAAUGAGAGCUGUUUAUGCUAGCUUUCUAUCUGAUUCAUAUUGGUCAAGUCUAGGAUUUGACCUCAAACAAUCAAAGACUGAAAGGACAAGCUGUAAAAGCAGCAAUGAAAGCACCAAAAGUAGUUUUGAUUGGCACCAAGAUGCAUUAUCCAAAACAUUUCAACAGACAUCCUCUGGCAGGCCAGUGCCUAAACCAAAUCUUUUCAGUUCAGUGCAGUUGUACAGGCAAAAUAACAAGUUAUUUGGGACUGUUUUCACAGGUGCCAGUAGGUUUCGCUGCAGGGAAUGUAGUGCAGCAUAUGACACUUUGGUGGAGCUAACUGUGCACAUGAAUGAUACAGGACAUUACCAAGAUGAUAACCACGAGAAAGAUGUGGACCAUAGCAGCAGUUGGACAAAGUCACGAAAACGGGCUUUGCAGGACAUUGAUGGAAUGCACGAUGCCCAGAAAGUUUUAAAGUGCAUGUACUGUGGUCAUUCAUUUGAUUCCCUUCAAGAUUUGAGUGUUCAUAUGAUUAAAACAAAACAUUACCAGAAAGUGCCUCUGAAGGAACCAAUGCCACCUAUUGGAUCAAAGUUAGUCCCUCCCACUAAAAAACGAGCCCAGCAUGAAGUUAACCAGCCUUGUUCACCAGAUUCAACAACUGGAGUCGCAGGGACAUUUGCAGGUGAAGCGCAGAAGAAUUCAAACCCCUAUGUGUCAUCUAACAAUCGCUAUGGCUAUCAAAAUGGUGCCAGCUAUACCUGGCAAUUCGAAGCCUGUAAGUCCCAAAUCCUGAAGUGCAUGGAAUGUGGAAGCUCCCAUGAUACAUUACAGCAGCUCACAGCUCAUAUGAUGGUAACAGGGCACUUUCUUAAGGUAACAAACUCUGCAUCAAAAAAGGGAAAACAGAUUGUUUUUGACCCUUUGGCUGUGGACAAAGCACAGUCAGUCACAGAAGGACCAUCGAAUGAAAUUCAACCUUUGGCACCAGUCAGCAAAUUGCCUCCUGAUUCAUUGACACCAUCAGUAUCAGAAGAUAACAAAACCCAUGCAGAGAAGCAAGAGAUGACAGAGGAUAUGGAGAAACAGCAUAAAGAUAAAGAUGAUUGCAAAGAUGACAACCCAGAGAAGAUUUUUGAUCCCACGCUUCAGUAUCAAUACAUAAGAGAAGAAGAUCUAGAAGAGAGCUCAAAGGUGGGUGGUGAUAUUCUUAAAUCACUUGAAAAUACUGUUACUUCAGCCAUCAACAAAGCCCAAACUGGGAGCCCUAGCUGGAGUGCUUAUCCCAGUAUCCAUGCUGCCUAUCAGCUUCCAGGGAUUAUUAAACCUGUGCAACUCGGUACUCAAAUAUUACAAGUUAAGCCAAACCUGAAACCAAUAGCUCCAAAAGUCAGGUAUUUCUCUGUUAUUACAAGUAGCCAAAACCAACCCCUUCAACCCAACAAUGACCAAAUUAAGGAAGAACCGAUUAGUCCAUCUCAUGAACAGCUUUCAUCCAAAUUGGAAGAAAGUGAUAUUGAGAAAAAGGAUCCAAAGUUAAAUCUUCAGUCUGGGAUAGUUUCACCAUGUAAGAUGGAAAGUGAGAGCCCAAUAAAAACAGAGACUCCCCCUGAGCUGCCAAGGACACAUUCACCUUGUUUGAAAGAUGCUGAAGAAACAAAGGAAAGCAUCAAGAAAGAACCUGUAAAAAGUGACGGAUCUCCAAAUUUUUCAUUACCCAAUGGUUGCUCUGGAAUGACUGUUAUCACAGACCACCCAUCUGAACAACUUUCUGUCAGUCCACUUAGUGCAUUGCAGUCUAUCAUGAACACUCAUCUUGGCAAAGCUGCCAAGCCCCUUAAUUCAAGUUCAGACCCUGUAACUAUGUUAUGUAGACUCAAUAAAAGUUUGUUGGAGAAAUCAGCUUCACCACCGAGUUUAGUAAAACCAACUAAUCUUGCUGAUCGAUAUUACUUUGAAAGCAGUGAUCAACCAAUAGAUCUCACCAAAUCUAAGAGUGACAAAACUGCCCAGUCAAACCCGGUCAAAUCCUUUACUUCAUUACCUUCCAAACAUGCUUUAUCUGAUAUUGCUGAUAUGGUGAAAGUCCUCCCUAAAGGUACAACACCAAAACCUUCUACCUCAUCAAAGGUGACAACAGAGAGGUUAGAGACUGAUGUGAGGAGUUUUGAAGAUGUGUCAAUGGAAUUUUUACCAGUUCAGAAAAGAAAAGGUAGGCAGUCAAACUGGAAUCCCCAGCAUCUUCUCAUUCUGCAGGCCCAAUUUGCUGCCAGUCUUUGGCAGACAGGUGAAGGCAAAUAUCUAUUAUCAGAUCUAGGUCCACAAGACCGCAUGCAUAUUUCAAAGUUUACUGGACUCACCAUGACUACCAUAAGUCACUGGCUUGCCAAUGUAAAAUAUCAACUAAGAAAGACAGGUGGAACAAAAUUCCUUAAGAACUUAGACACAGGACACCCGAUUUUCUACUGCAAUGAUUGUGCCUCCCAGUUUAGGACUCCUUCCACUUAUAUUGGUCAUUUAGAAUCCCAUUUGGGCUUCACUAUGAAAGAUAUGGCAAAAAUUUCUGUACAGCAUGCCAGAGGGGAGCAAGAAGUGUCAAAGGUGACAUCUGAGAAGCCAACAGGGCCGUUGGUAGCAGAUGAGGACACAGGCAGCAAGUUCCAGUGUAAUCUGUGCAAUCGAACUUUUGCUAGCAAGCACGCAGUAAAACUUCACCUCAGCAAAACGCAUGGCAAGUCACCAGAGAACCAUUCGCAGUAUGUAACAGAACUAGAGGAAGAGUAACAACUCAAGGGCAAAGGUAAACAAUGAUCGCAAUCUACAGUCCAGGCAUCCUUUUCCAGGCCCUCUCCUGCAUCACUUCAGCUGCGACAUUGAACUCCAGGUGCUCUGACCGCAAAGAGCACUCAACUCCUGCAGUUACUCUUCAUUCUCACUAACAAUUUGGUAAUGAAGUAUUGAUUUUUCAGCUCGAUUCUUAUGGAUGUUAUUAGAUUUUCAUUGAUAAACUGUGCUCUGCCUCUCUACUCCCUGCUGUUUCUCUGCAGCACAUAUAACAAAGUGUUUCUGUGGGGAAUAAUGGCCGGGAACAUUGAUGUGCUUAUUUCGUCAAUUGGUUACUCCUGAUGGCAAAAAAGGUACAAUUUUUCAAACAUUAACGCCCGAGUUUAAUGCAAAGAUACAAUCACAUUGGACACUAAUGUCUUUACUGCUGAUGCUGACAUUGAAUUAUCGCUGAAUCGGAGCUGUGGCCCAGAGACCACUGUCUAUGAAGGAGGUGCUUUAGUUGUCAAUGUUGCACCUGGGUUUCCCACUGCAGUCUUAACAGCACAAGGGAUCAAUCUGUCUAACUAAGAAGAAAAGGACUGAUGAAGCAGUGAGUGAGGUCCAGCCGGAGAAAAAAAACUUACACGCUGUUAAUCAUCUGCAGCAAUAGCGCACAGAAUCAGCUUUUCUGUGGGUAGGAACAAGGACUAACACAGACACUUUUGCUGCCAGGAGAAUCAGUCUGCUGCUGUCGCUGUAUAAAAAAUGGCCUCCUCCAACAUCCUACAUCACACUGAGUAUGAACCUACAGCAGAAGGAGAAGAAAAAAAACUUAUCAUGAGGAAGCAGACAACUGCAGUUCAAUCCUGAAACAUUCUUGUUUCCACAGACAGUGUAAGCUAUAAUGCAGGAUGCAUGGCAGGCACCCGAGGUGUAGGGAAUGAAUCUCCAUUUAUCCCUGAUAAAGUCACAAGAGACAAAGUCACAAAUGAGUGAUGAUGUUGCAGCUAGGAGUUCAAUAAAUACCACAGGCAUACACAUCAGGUAUUCAGUUUAUUCAACACGGCUGGACAAAUGUGUCAGCUUUUUUAGUGUAACUUUUAUUUUUGGAAUGUUCAAAGACUUUUUUUUAUUAUUAAGACCAAUCAAUCUUGUACAAGUCAGUGUUAACCCACCAAGCUUAUAACACUCCCCUGAGAUACAACACUGAUGGUAAAGAGGAUGUACAUUGGCAAGCUUUAGUUUAUGAAGAACAUAACCCACUCAGAAAAGUCUGAUUUUAUAAAUGCAGGUGCCCUGGGCUUGUGAGGUCUGUGUAGAAAAUGGGAUGGUUUUGUUUUGAUGCUCACUGGCAUGUAUCUACUUUAUACCACACUUUAUUAUUAAUGAUCAUUUCAAAUUAAGCUUUUCUCAAUUUUGUCUGUUGCAAUUGUGUGCUUUGGCUUGAUCUGAAGUAGCAAGAGAUAAGUUCCACCACUAUAAUGUCUAAAAAGCUCUGUGAUAUUCGUUGGGUUUCUCAUUUCUUUUUACUGAUGAAGUCUAAGGAUUAAUUUUAGCCACAGGCCAAGGAAAGCAGACCAGUAUUGCACAGAGGUUGCAAAUUAGUACACAGCCUGUUUUUUCCUACUUUAUUAAAAAUAUGUUUGAUGCCCUUUUUCUAUUUUCUUUUGAUAAAACAGGUUUCCCUGAGACCAAAGGGAUCUGUAGUAUGCAACUCACAGAAACACUUGACUCCGUUGCUGCCCAUGUCAUCAUUUCAGAUCUGAGGCUAUGCAUGACUCUUUUUCAGCUCUCUCAUACACUAUAACUUUGCAAUGAUAUGCAACUUCUACAUUGUAGAUUUCCCAGUGCUAAAGUUCUUUUUUCUCACCAAAACUAUUUCCAAAAAAAAAUGCACACACAUGAUGUGUAAAAAUCAUGUUCUUUCUGUGGCCCACACUCCAAAUUUGCCACAUGAUGGAUUUCCAACUUACUCCUUGGCCGUUGUAGAUUGGUUGCCUAUUACAGGAAUGGUCCAGUAAUCAAAGUUAGGUGGUUUGUACACAGAUGGCCAAUCUUCAGCUCCAGUUUCCAGGCUGCAAUUUGAAAAAUCUACUCCCACUUCUUUCUGUCUAGGAUAACCACAUCUGCCAUUGUUAAGCCUUGUCCAUGUGUAACCAGGAUAUCAUAUGUCAAGUACCACUUUAAUAUUCCAUACUGUUGUAUCCUUUUUAAUACUUCCUGUAAUUAAUAGAAAUAUGAUUGUAUGCUUUAAUAUUGGUUGUGAGAGCGUUUGCUCCUUGUAGAUCUCUUUAGCCCCAGCUGCCCUUAAUAGGUAAAGGAUUUUGAGUGUUCUGACACAGAAGAAGCCCCAAGAAAUGUUAAAAAGGAAUGUUUAAUGCAAAAAAAAAUACCCACACCACCCAUCAAUCUGGUCAAUACUUAUGCUGGAUUGGGUCUUUUGUUAUCACAUGUAGCCAACAAAAUUACAGCAGGUCAACCCCACCCCCAAUUCCCAUACUCAGAUAUAGAUCUCAAUAAUGAUCUCUUUGUCACAUUAGUGGCCGUUGCUUCUGAUUGAUCAGGAGCAGUGUUGUGAUAUAUUAAAACAUAACUGCAAAGCUUUUUAUUAUUAUAUUAUGUAGGUCAGUAACCAUUCAUAACACUGCUCUGGAUCAUGUAAUCAGGCUAAUUUGAUGAUACAUGUCAAUUAAAAACAAGUCCUUUAGUUUUUGGCUCAAAGUGACAAUUUGCUUUUGAGAAUCCUGGUCUUGGAGCAAGUACAAUAUUCACAAGGGGCUCAAUUUGUUAUUUAUUUCUUCUAAAUUUAAGUAACAUAAUGGGAAUAAAAGUAGGAACCAUUAGCAUAAUCUGCAAACAAAACAGCUUCUUACAUAAAUAAAGAGUUUAGACAUCAGUAAAAUCCCAUUGCUGGGAGCAUGUGACUGAAUGAUGCAGUUGUGGUGUUUGAUCUGUGCACAACAACUGUUUAUUGCCUCAUGAUUCCUACAUUUAUCACUUGAACUUCAUAGCUGGUAAUCUUAUUGAACAUUUGAAACACCAGUAUAAUUCAACAUAUUUAAUCAGAUAUUCCCAAAUCAUACAAAAAUAGCCUCUAACGACUUCACUUGACAGCAUAUAUGUAAGUGUCUGACUGGAUGGUUUAGAUUUGGCUAUUCAAUACAAUAGUCACAGGAAUAAAUCCAAUUGUCUGCUGAUGAUUUCACAUUGAUGAAAUAAUGUGGGCUCAGAAGCACCACAUACUACUGCCACCAUUGAUAGCCCCCGAUAGUGUGAAACUCUAAGCUUCCAACAAUGCCCUCAACCUUAUUUACCUGGUCAUAAUGGCCAUUGGAGCCAGCACAGAAUGAGAACUUCCAUCCUUUUGGCUUUCAACCUGACUAACUAAUGGAUCACAGGUAAUGAUAAAUAUUGAGAGUAUAACUCAGAGGUUCCAGGUUUCUGCUCAAGUCAUUACCUGGAAAUCUAGUGCUAAUUUAAAAGUCCUUUGAAUUUAAAUGUCAGUUCAUUGCAAAUCUGAGCAGUUGUAGCUAUGUAAUAUGUAACUAUGGCAGGUUUUUCUAUAGCAUAACUACUCAAUAGGUGAAUUUACUUGGGUUGAAUGGACUACACUAAUAUUAGAUGUCGAAACUAUUAAGAAUAAUGUUCCAGAAUGAGGCCCUCCAGUGGUCAUAUCUUAGAGACUCAUUUGUUUAACAAAUACUUUAUUAGAAUUCUUUUUAAUUAUUAUUUAGGAGUGCUCCUUGGUUCCACUUUAUAAUUUUGACCCAAUGCCAGUCACCAUUCCCUAUCCCACUCCUAACUCCUCUUUUUCCUCCAACCCCCAACUGCCUCCCUUCCCUCCUCCCUAUCCCCACUCCCCCCUUCCCAACUCUCCAUCUUACUACUGCCUGUGCUGGCAUCCGAGCUGGCUGAUCAUUAUUCUUUCUAGGGCUAGCAAGCUGUCUCAGGGCCUGCAACUAGUCUCUGCUAAUCUCCAGUAGUAAACAAAAGGCCAGCAUUUCACUUCUACCGACCAGAGGUGCAGAUUGUGGAUGCUGCAGUCUCAUUUGUAUGCAAUCCAACUUUUAGGCUAGCUGUAAUAUCAUUUUUCUUGAUCUUGUGUACAGUGGUAGAGGUAGUUGGAAGAUAGUUUUUUUCAGAAACACAAAAGAGCUGUGAUUGUAAUUCAAAAUAUCUUGUUAAUCAUCCAGCCCAGUAACAAACCAUGUUAGUGUAUCAACACACUGUAUAACAGGGGUAAAAUAGGGCCAGACCCACCAAUCUUUUCGCACUGGGUUCCUGAUAAUUACAGAGCUGUUACACGAUGCAUUGAGAAAAAAUAAAGCACUUCCCAGAGUGAGAAAGGAAAAACCCAGAAGACACAUCACCCAUGAUCAUUUUCACCAUGUACAUAUCUGAGUUGUCAUUUACUGAGUGCCAUUUAUUUGAGAGCCAUAGGCAGAGCCUUGCAAACAGUUUGAUACCCUGGCCAAAGGGAAAUGUACGGCAGAGAAGAAGCAAAGAGAAAGGUACAAUUAUUUUUUUUAUUUUAAAUAGGAGGAAAGUAACAUCUUUAUUUUGAUAUUUGGAAUCAUUGACUGAGCCAUUUGUUUCAUAUAAUUUCUUUUGAUUUUGGAUUGCUCUUCCUGCCAUCUGUUUUGGCUGAGGCUAGCACUUUCUCAAGAACAUUCAACUCCACUCUGCUUACAUCUACUGCUUGAAUUGAAAGUCACCGAUUUAUGCAGCCCUACCCACCAAGAAGUCCAGUCCCUUAAGGAGUUAAUCCCAAGUCUUUAUCUCGGCUUGGCUCAUGCUGGCAUUCUAUUGCCGUGCAGCCCUCUCCCUUUGUUGUAUUUUCAUCCAUCCUCUUUAAUUGAGCAUUGUAUAUAAUUUUAAGUUUUAUCAUUGAAUCGCCACAGAGCCUAGAUGCCUCUUUAUGUCUGAAGGUUAUAUGAUGCUUUGUGACCAUGUUCAAUAACAAUUCAAUAAAAUCAGCCAUUGCUGAAAAUUCUAGAGCCACAAAUCUCAUUUUGCUUUAAUACAACUGACUACUAGCACAGUUAUUGUAUAUUUCUAUUGUAGAAAUCACCUCCUUAUCCUGUAUAAUUCAGAGUGGAUAGAGUCCUUAGGGGCAGAGAAAUCCUUGUCCACUGGUGAAGAUCAAGGCGGGCAGACAGCAGAUGGAUUUGAUUGUUCUGUGUCUUGUGCAGACCUGGGGAGUAGACUGGGGAGGUUAGACACAGAGAAACGAGCACAGGAGAAUCUCGUGGUGGGUUGUGACUGAAUGAUGCCUGACAGGAAAGCCUUUCAGUCUUUUGUAUUACAAAAUAAAUUCUGUAGCCCUCUUAAACCCAGCAUAAAAAAUCUGUCAUUCACCUCCCAGGGACUGUGUCAGUCAAACUCCAGUCGGACAUAAUAGCAAAAUUGCAUUUCUCAGGGCAUGCACAGCCAGGUUCAGAAUAUAAAAGUAUCAUGCUUUGGGGAGAAGGAAAAAAAAGAAAAUGAAGUUUCAGAAAUGUCAUUCUGAGGUAAUGAGGCGUGGGCAGAAAAUAUACCCUGCGCAUCAUUUGAUAGAGAUGCUGGUCGAAAUAGCUUCAUUGAUGUGUCAGCACUCGUCUAUCAAUCAAUCAUCCAUUACACUUUGCAAGUAACAAUAACUGCAAAAGCUACGGGGCAGCUUAUGGAAUUCGCUUAUGGGUAUCAAAAACAGCAGUUAAAAUGCAGUUUUGACAUGAAAAGCAUGAAGCAAGUUAUAUUUUUUAUGGCAGGAGGGAAAGAUGCACUCGACCAAGGAGUGCUUUGAUGAUACGGUUGUGGUUUGACUUAUUUAAUAUUGCAACCUGAAGUGGAAGUAAAGUUCCUUCACUCCUUUUGUCUGUGGUGUCAUGCAGCUGGACACAUGUGUCCUGCCAGAAAGGAUGCUACUUGGCUGAGUACCUCAUUUGUACACAAGUGAGAAAUUAAAACUACAGCCAUCUUAAACACUUCUGUAAAGUGAAAUGUUGUUCCUCUUUCGACCUAGAAACUCCAACUGAUCAGCUUUUUGCCUGGAUUCCAUAUGUUUACCAUGUUUAUGUUGCAAAUCCCUUAGAUGCUUGCCAAUAUGACUGCAGUCGUUUGAUUUUUUUUUGGCUUUCCUCCAAAAUAAAGUGGAUUAAAAUUAUGAAAAUUGUACUUUAGAAGGCUUUUGAUUCCAGUUACCCACCAUUUUUUUUAAUGGAGCACACAAUGUUUCAACUGAAGUAUUCAGUAAAGCCAGUAGAACUUCAUUUUAAAUAGGAGUUUUGAAUGUAAUUUCGGAGUGCAUUCAUCCUCCACCAAAAAAAAUUGAUCUUUUUUAAUUCCGUUGCCUAGAUUGUUAAAUUAAAAGCUUCAACUUGUGAGUUACCAAAUCAUUUUGACAGCAAGCCUCUGUUUACACUCGUGCUGAUGGCUAGGAGCAUGUAACUAAAAGAGCCCGUCAGUCCAGUACUUCACUCUCACGGCUGUGCUGUGGCUUCCGUCCUAGUUGCCAUCAGGCCUGUUUACAAAUAACAUUUGAUCCAUGCCAGCAAUCUUUAACUAUGUCCACAUUUGAACAUAAAAAGAUAGGAUUAUUGAAAGGAUAAAAUGAACUUGGUAAAUAUGUUCAGGUCACAGAUCCAAGCUGCUGGGGGUGCUGCAACUUUAAAUAAAUAACAUGUGAAGCAAAGGGCGCUACUGACAAAAAUCAACUCCACUGACUUUUCAAUGACCGUGUCAUUGACAAUUAGAGAAGGCCUUUGCUACAAAGUUAAAUUCUAUUGAAUUUAAUUAGGACACAUUGGAUCUUUUACUUUAGAUCCCUUUCUCCUUCAGAUUGAAAGCCUUUGGUUACGGAUCGAAAAAGCCAGGUCACAGCACAGACAGUCAUGGCCCAAAAGUGUCCAGCUCUGUCAUCUUAAAGUUCUUUCUAUCUGCAUGCAACAUUGACUCACACUGCUAAGGUAUCCUGCCCAGCCCACAUCCAGUGCUUUAAUUUUGCCAGUUGACAUUAUGCAAGUUCCAAAAUUUCAGCAAAGGAAGGAAGACAGAUUUGGCAAGCGUAGAUUUCAUUUUUAGCAUGUAAUAUGCCCUUUACUAGGUUUGGCCUAUUAUUUGUGCACAGAUAUGAGAGCAGCUCUGCCAUUUGCAUAGGUUUCCUGGGAAACAAGGAUCAUUACAAGUAUUGUCCCAUGAAGUCCCAUUGAUUUCUAAGUGCAGGGUGGGAUAAAGUCUGUAAUUCACUUCCAGACUGGACUCUGAAGUAGAAUCGUUCAAAAAAUGUGCAGUUUGUGAACUUAGCUAGUGAAGAGCAGCUCUGAUUCCCAAUAAUAGUGCAUUUGCAUAUAUAUAAGACCCGGAUGUUUGACAUCAGUUGCAAGGAGACACAGCCAAAAAAAACUAAUCCUUCAACUGCCAAGGCAGCCAGCCACGAGUCCUCCACUGAAACGGAGAAAACUUGAAUUGAAAAAUAAACCAUGCAAAAAUAAGUGCUAAUUGCCUAAAAUUGGAUAGGAGAUUAUGAAAACAUGGUGCCCAUGUUCCAUUAUUUAAUUGAACAUUGAUUCUAAUUGUUAGAUUUAAAGAUGAUGAAGGAUAAGGGCUAGGGUAUAGUUUCAGUAUCAUUAAAAUAGCUGGAACCAGGCACAGGGAGAACUAUUAUAACAUGUUACAAAGAAAUAUCCUACAAUAUCAGGAUACUGCCCAAUAGCUCUGGUAUCUGCAUUGUUCAAAAUUAGAAUUAGUUACCAACAAACUAACUGUUAAGUCUUCUGAUACUAUUUGCUGGUUACGAAGGAGUUAUGCAAAAAGGAGAAAGUACAGUACUGUAUAGAUGGAAAAUAAAGUGACUUAGUAAUGCAAAGACUAAAAUAAGAUGGUAAUAUUUCUAUUAUGCGGCCAUCAAUAGUUAUAAAGAGUAUUUAAUUGUAGGUGGGCUUUUUGAGUAAUUAACAACUUUUGUUCAUACUCGAGAAACUGAAUCUUUAGCCACAUCUUGUACCUGAUAUUGGCCUGUCCCCAGGUACUGAGGUUGCUACCACAUUAAUGUAAAUAAUACCAGCACAAAUUCAGACAGAUUUGGAAAAGCAAAAGGACUACAAGAACCCACCGAUUGAGUUCUUUUUCUUCCAUGUCCAUGUGCUGAAUAAAAUUUCAUGCCGGUGCGUGCGUUGUUUUGUGAAAGAAAGACAACUAGCCCACUCAAAACAUUAAAAUGAAAUAAACAUAAUCAGGUCAUGUAAAAAAAAAUUAAAUAUUAAAUAAGGACAACCAGAACUUUGUCUUAUAUUAGAAGCUUCUCAACAGAGACAAUGGGGCAAUUAAACGGUUAAGUCAGAGAACUUUUUUUUGAGCAUUUCUCUUUAUGUAAAAAUAACUGGAGAUAUUUCAAAAUGGCUGAUAACAGUAGUCCUCCAGUUACUUUAUGUAUCCAUAUAAUUUAAUUAUGUCUAUAUAUAGCCUGCUAAUACUUAUUCGGACAUUUUAUAACUCAACUGCAUGCUGUAUAUAAAUAUUCUUACAUUUUUUUAAAAUCCAAUUGUAUAUUCACAUUAA